UAACCUUCCUUGGCAUGUAGAACUUACCGGCUGUUGGAUUUACACAUGCGAGUCACGUCAGCGAGAGUGGUUGACGAAACCUAUCUAGCAUCUAUAUUUUUCGGUUCUACGAUUUUACAAGUUCUUCGAACAAUUGUACAGCAAUUUUAAAAAGUUUUUGUUAGUUACGAUGUUUCGAUUACUUUCUUCAUCACAAGGUAGAAAAUUGGUUGCCACUGGAGCCAGUUCACUAGUGAGGACAAACAAUACAGUGUUAGCAGAAUGCAUUCGUAAUUUCACAGUGAGUUCAAGACUGCUUGGCAAUUUGCCACAGGUCCAGAAACCUGCACCAGAGUUUGCUGGUACUGCUGUGGUUAAAGGCGAUUUUAAACAAAUCAAAUUGAGCGACUACAAGGGAAAAUAUGUUGUCCUGUUUUUCUAUCCAUUAGAUUUUACAUUUGUCUGUCCAACAGAAAUCAUAGCGUUCAGUGAGAACAUCAAAGACUUUGAAGCUCUCAAUACACAGGUGAUUGGAGUGUCAACAGACUCGCACUUCAGUCAUUUGGCAUGGAUCAACACACCAAGGAAGCAAGGUGGCCUUGGAGGAGACUUGGGUUAUCCUUUGCUGAGUGACUUCAACAAGGAGAUAUCGGCCAAAUACAAUGUCUUGCUGCAGGACUCUGGAAUUGCGCUCAGAGGUCUCUUCAUCAUAGACACAGAGGGAAUACUCCGACAGCUUACCGUCAAUGAUCUUCCGGUUGGCAGAAGCGUCGAGGAAACGUUGAGAUUGAUCAGAGCUUUCCAAUUUGUUGAAAAACACGGAGAGGUAUGCCCUGCGAACUGGCAGCCGGAAAGUAAAACCAUCAAACCGAAUCCAAAGGACAGCAGAGAAUACUUCGAAACAGUUAACUAAGCGUCUGUUUUGCUAAACAUAUUUAGAUAAACUCGCUACUCUAAGUUGCGUAUAAUGAUAACUUGUAAUAUGAUGUAACGUAACAUAAUACACAAUGCAAAAUCAUAUACGUUAAUACAAUACAUAAUGUAAAAUCAUAGGACCGAUAUUUUUAUUGAUUAUUAUUACAUAAAAUAAGAAAUAGAAUCUGAAAAGUGUGAUAUCAUCUUGUACUUUUUAUGUAUAUAAUACGCCCGUACUGUUGUGUAAAUACGUGCGACGAGCUUAAGAAAGCGUGCAGGUAACAGAGACAGCUUAAGAAUGAGAUACUGAGUGAAUGACAAAGAAAAAAAGCAAUCUCGUGUUAGUCAAUUUAAUUUUUUUUUUAUGUUGAUAUAAACAAUUAUGGAAAUUUUUACGUUGAAUUUUUUUCUAUAUCGAAUAAUCCAAUUUUUUUUACAACAAAAUAUUUAUACUUAGCACUUGAGAAAACUGUUAUUAUGAUUGUUGGACAAUUUACAUCAAAAUAUAACGGAAUAUGAAGAGCAAUUAACUUGGUUGCUAAAGUUACACACAAACACGAGAAUGUUUGUUAGGAGUACAGUUGCUGUAAGAUAAUUAGAACGUAGAGCGAAAUGUAAAUUGAAAGCUGUUGCGAUACCGUUAGCAGGCAGCAGUGAUAAUCUGUAUUUAGCGUUAACGUAUGUAUUUCUCAGCAUUUUAGACCCGUAUUAAUAAUCAUUAUUGGAAACUCUCUUCACGUAAGAUGCUCAAAUUUGAGUUUAGAGUUAAAUGUGAGUUUUUCAUUCGAAUUAUGCUUACAAAUCUGAUAUCACAUAUAUCAUAUGAUUCAAAUGAAAAACUCAUCUAACUUAAAAUUCAGACCUGAAUAUCUAACGUGAAACAAAUUUCAAGUAAUAACUAUCAAUAUCGACCGCGAUCAUA
Odontomachus brunneus is the source of this 1816-nucleotide messenger RNA. RefSeq names its product peroxiredoxin-like (gene Tpx-3). The transcript is spliced from 3 exons. The coding region runs from base 170 to 892 and encodes 240 amino acids. The record is from RefSeq and is a predicted model, not a curated record. Gene Ontology annotation, biological process: hydrogen peroxide catabolic process; response to oxidative stress; cellular response to stress. Gene Ontology annotation, cellular component: mitochondrion; cytosol. NCBI's taxonomy places the organism in Eukaryota, Metazoa, Arthropoda, Insecta, Hymenoptera, Formicidae. Gene Ontology annotation, molecular function: thioredoxin peroxidase activity.